GGGGAGCCCUGUCUCCCGGUCCACCAGUCCUGCGAUCUGGCUCUCGGCUUCUGUUGCCAGCCCUGGGGUCUCGCUGGCUUUGCCCUGCGGGUGCUGAAGAUCCCUGGUGGCCGCCCGACUCCCGAGCGCCAGGAAAUGAAGGACAGGCAUAAAAUACACUCUGCUGCGACUAAUGCUGUAGAUGGACAGUUAGCUGACACAGGAUGAGCCGACUGAGACAGUCAAUCAGAGAUUACAGAAAUGAGGAAAAUAGCACGGCCCAGUGGGGCGAGUCAGCUGAGACGGAGAAUGGAUCCAACAACCAACUGGAGCCCAGGCAGCAGUUUAUGUGGGAACUGUUGACAUUCAGGGAUGUGGUCAUUGAUUUCUCUGAAGAGGAAUGGGAAUGCCUGGAGCCUGCUCAGCAGAAUUUAUACAGAGAUGUGAUGCUAGAGACCUACAGAAACCUGGUCUUCCUGGCCAUGAACUUUCAUCAUACCCAGAAAAUUACACCAGAGCCUGGCAUAGAACAUUUAUUUAAAAAAGUGAUAAAUAGAAAAUAUGGAAAUUGUGUCCUUGACUAUUUACAACAGAAGAAAGUAUGGGAUAGUAUAGGUGAGAGUGAAAUUCAGAAAUUAUACUAUAAAGGACAAGAAAAAUUAGUGGUGACUGUCCAUAAUGAAAAUUUUACUGUCAGUAGGCCUCAAGAACGUUUAAUACCUCAGAAAAGAAUUCAAUAUAUAACUGAAGGACAAGUUUCUAAAAGUGAUCACUUUGAAAAAUUUUUAAAAAAUGAUCCAUUAUUCAGAAGUGAACAAAAAAUUCCUUCUUGUGCCCAAACAUAUACUUUUAAUGAUUGUGGCAAGGCCUCUGUGUACUCAUUACUGCUUAAUCAAAACUCAAACAUAGAAUUCUGGAAAGUAUGGAACACGCAUAAUGAAACAAGAAACACCUUUAGCCAGGUUUCCACUCUAAACAAUUACCAGUGUACUUAUAUUGGAGAAAAAAUUUAUAAAUAUAGAAAAACACAGAAGAACUCUAGCUCUGGUUGCAAUAUGAGAGAACAUCAGUGUGGCCAUUGUGCACAGAACCCUUUCAGAAAUGACAAAUGUGGGAACAUCUUUCCUCAGUGCUCAAAGCUUAUGACCCAUCCAAGUACUCAGGGCCAAGAGGCACCUUGCAAAUGUGAGGAAUGUGAGAGAGCUUCUAAUCCAGCUGCUAGCCUUCCUCAAUACAGUGGAGCACAUUCUGGAAGGGAGCCCCCCAAAUUUAAGGAAUGUGUCCAAGCAUGGAGUUGCUCACCCCUUUCUAAACACCACAAGUUCCAUAGAAGUGAUCAACACUACAAAUUUAAAGAAUGUGGCAAAACUUUUAAUCAACAACCACCCCAAGUUAAGUACCACAGAAUUCAUACUGGAGAGAAUCCCUACAAGUGUGAAGAAUGUGGCAAAUGCUUUAAAAAUCACUCAACCCUUUUCAAACACCUGAGAUGGCAUAGCAGAGAGGAAACCUACAAAUGUAAAGAAUGUGGAAAAGUUUGUACGAGUUUUUCAACUCUUACUCAACACCAAACUAUUCACACAGGAGAGAAGCUCCACAAAUGUGAAGAGUGUGGCAAAAAUUUUACUCAAAGAGCAUACCUUACCCAACACAAGAGAAUUCACACAGGAGAGAAGCCCUACAAAUGUGAAACAUGUGGCAAAGCUUUUAAUCAAAGAUCACACCUUACUCAACACCAGAGACUUCAUACUGGAGAGAAGCCCUACAAAUGUGAAGAAUGUGGCAAAGCUUUUAUAGAUCAUUCAUACUUUACCAAACACCGGAGAAUUCAUACUGGAAAGCACCCCUACAAAUGUGAAGAAUGUGGCAAAGGUUUUAAUCAAAGUUCACACCUUACUCAGCACCAGAGUAUCCAUACUGGAGAGAAGCCCUACAAAUGUAAUGAAUGUGGGAAAGGCUUUAAUCUAAGAGCAUGUCUUACUCAACACCAGAAAGUUCAUACUGGAGAGAAGGCCUACAAAUGUGAAGAAUGUGGAAAAGCUUUUAUUCAAAGAGGGAACCUUAUACAACACCAGAGAAUUCAUACUGGAGAGAAGCCCUACAAAUGUAAUGAGUGUGGGAAAUGUUUUACUCUAAGAACAUGUGUUAUUCGACACCAGAGAAUUCAUACAGGAGAGAAGCCCUACAAAUGUGAAGAAUGUGGCAAAGAUUUUAAACUAAGGGCAUGCCUUAUUCAACACCAGAGAUUUCAUACUAAAGAGAAGCCCUACACAUGUCAAGAAUGUGGGAAAAAUUUUAAUCUAAGAGCAUGCCUUACUCGACACCAGAAAAUUCAUUCUGGAGAGAAGCCCUACAAAUGUAAUGAAUGUGGCAAAGCUUUUAACUGAAGAUCUCGACUUACAAUUCACCAGAGACUUCAUACUGGAGAGAAGCCCUACAAAUGUGAAGAAUGUGGCAAAACUUUUAAUCGAAACUCAAAUCUCACAAAACACCAGAGAAUUCACACUGGAGAGAGGCCCUACAAAUGUGAAGAAUGUGGGAAAGGUUUUACUCAAAAAUCAUGCCUUAGUCGACACCAGAGAGUUCAUACUGGAGAGAAGCCCUACAAAUGUGAAAAAUGUGGGAAAAGUUUUAAUCUAAAAGCACACCUUACUCGACACCAGAGAGUUCAUACUGGAGAGAAGCCCUAAAAUGUGAAAAAUUUGGGAAAGGUCUCUCUCAGAGAGUGCAUUAUUCGACACCAAAGAAUUCAUGCAGGAGAGAGACUGUACAAAUGUGAAGAAUGUAUGAAAGAUUUUACUCAAAGAACAUGCCUUAUUUGACACUGGAAAAUUCAUAUUGGAGAAGCCCUUUAUAUGUGAAGAAUGUAAGAAAAGAUUUAAUCUAGGAGCAUGCUUUGUUCAACAUCAGAGAAAUAAAAAUGGGGACAGACAAUGCAAGUGUAAACACUGUUGCAGACCUUUUAGCAAUUGCUAAAAACAUUAUUACUCACUGGAGACUUCAGAGUGCAUAAAAACCCUGAACAAUGUAAAUACUGUGCCUAACGAAUUUCAAUUUUUUUUAACAUUAGAAACCAGAUACCUAUAGGGAAUGUGGAAAGACAUUUGCCUGAAAUACAUGCCUUAAAUAACAGCAAAAUAUCUUUAAUGGAGAAAACACAUUAGAAAUAUAAAAAAUAUAGCAAAGUCCUCAUCUGUAAGUCAUAUCAUGAUGUAUGUGGGAAAGAAAUUAGGAAUUGCCUUUAAGUUUUGUUAAAAUUUAUUAUAAGCUGAUGUGGUUAAAAAUAAAGAAAUUCUCACAAGUAUCAUAGAAUAGUGCAGUAAACUAAUCUCUGAAAAGAUAUGAAUAUAUUAUAAAUCAAAGAUUACUCAAUAUUCUAACUUUUGAAAACUGGAGAAAAAAAUUUCAAACAUAGAUCAUUUUAUGAGAAGUCUUUUCCUGAGAGUUAAUAUAUAUUUUUGAGACUUUACAGUGUAUUUUGAAAUACUUUAUUAACAUUUUAUAUGCAUUUGGUUACUGAAUAAAAGUAAAAAUGUGUUAAUGUGUUAA
Molecule: messenger RNA, 3528 nt
Organism: Marmota monax (woodchuck)
Lineage: Eukaryota; Metazoa; Chordata; Mammalia; Rodentia; Sciuridae
Product: zinc finger protein 678-like
Exons: 4
Biological process (GO): regulation of DNA-templated transcription
Source: RefSeq, a predicted model, not a curated record